Messenger RNA from Hemicordylus capensis (graceful crag lizard), 5936 nucleotides. RefSeq names its product ectodermal-neural cortex 1 (gene ENC1). The transcript has 3 exons. The coding region runs from base 52 to 2241 and encodes 729 amino acids. Lineage: Eukaryota; Metazoa; Chordata; Lepidosauria; Squamata; Cordylidae. Gene Ontology annotation, molecular function: protein binding. The record is from RefSeq and is a predicted model, not a curated record.
GGCGGCUCAGGCAGCCUCUCCCGCCCCCUGCGUGUCACUCGCGCUUUGCGUAUGUGGCCCUCCCCGCCAGCAGCAGCCCCAUAUACACUCUGCCUAGCGCCAACCGGGGCCAGAGGAGGCGCGGGAGGCGAGCACGCUGCAACUCCGCCUCCUUCUCCUGGCUGCCUCCCCGCCUCCGACUGCAGCAGGGAGAGCAGAGCCAAGCGCUGCCCCGGCAGUUCAUACAAACCCGCUGAGGCGCUCGUCUGGGCAGGAGCGUGCGGCGGCGUCUCUUCGAAAGGGAGAAGCAGCUGCCCUCUCUUCUGCGGGAGCGACGGCGAGAGACGCCCGCUUUGCCGGUGCGCGGGGGAAGGAAGGCCCGGCUCGCGCUGCGUUUCUUCUUCCCGGCGCUUCCAUGCCGUGAGCUGCCCUGUCCUAGGAGCUGGACGCGAGUGCCCCGGAGGAAGCGAAGCGCCGGCUGUGUGGAAGAAAAUGUCAGUCAGCAUGCACGAGAAUCGCAAGUCAAGAGCCAGCACUGGCUCCAUAAACAUAUACUUAUUCCACAAAUCUUCAUAUGCUGAUAGUGUCCUCACUCAUCUCAACCUUCUGCGCCAACAACGUCUUUUUACAGAUGUGCUUCUCCAUGCUGGGAACAAGUCAUUCCCUUGCCACAGAGCUGUCCUAGCUGCUUGCAGUCGUUAUUUUGAAGCAAUGUUCAGUGGAGGACUCAAAGAGAGUCAAGCCAGUGAAGUCAACUUCCAUAACUCUAUCCAUCCAGAAGUCCUAGAACUUCUCUUGGACUAUGCCUACUCCUCAAGGGUCAUCAUCAAUGAAGAGAAUGCAGAAUCCCUUCUAGAGGCUGGUGACAUGUUGGAGUUCCAAGAUAUUCGAGAUGCAUGUGCAGAGUUCUUAGAGAAGAAUCUUCAUCCCACUAACUGUCUUGGCAUGCUGCUUCUAUCAGAUGCUCACCAGUGCACCAAACUUUAUGAGCUGUCCUGGAGAAUGUGCCUCAGCAACUUCCAGACUAUCAGCAAAAGUGAUGAUUUUCUCCAGCUCCCAAAAGACAUGGUUGUGCAGCUCCUGUCUAGUGAAGAAUUGGAGACCGAAGAUGAGCGGCUGGUAUAUGAGUCCGCCAUGAACUGGGUUAACUGUGAUCUGAAUAAACGGCACUGUUACCUGCAUGAACUGUUGCAGACUGUGAGACUAGCUCUUCUGCCAGCCAUCUAUCUGAUGGAAAAUGUUGCAACUGAGGAGCUGAUCACCAAGCAGAGAAAGAGCAAAGAGAUUGUAGAAGAAGCCAUAAGGUGCAAGCUGAAGAUCUUGCAGAAUGAUGGUGUGGUCACCAGUUUGUGUGCCAGACCUCGAAAAACUGGCCAUGCCUUAUUUCUUCUAGGAGGACAAACCUUUAUGUGUGACAAGUUGUACUUGGUGGACCAAAAAGCAAAGGAGAUCAUUCCAAAAGCUGACAUCCCAAGCCCAAGGAAAGAAUUUAGUGCAUGUGCUAUUGGCUGCAAAGUCUAUAUCACUGGUGGCCGGGGGUCUGAAAACGGAGUUUCUAAAGAUGUUUGGGUAUAUGAUACUCUUCAUGAAGAGUGGUCCAAGGCUGCUCCCAUGCUAGUUGCUCGAUUUGGCCAUGGCUCUGCUGAACUCAGACACUGUCUGUAUGUUGUAGGUGGGCACACAGCAGCCACUGGCUGUCUUCCAGCUUCUCCCUCAGUAUCCUUAAAGCAAGUAGAACAGUAUGACCCCGUGACCAACAAAUGGACAAUGGUUGCCCCACUUCGAGAAGGAGUCAGCAAUGCUGCUGUAGUCAGUGCCAAGUUGAAGCUAUUUGCCUUUGGCGGGACCAGUGUUAGCCAUGAUAAGCUACCCAAAGUUCAGUGUUACGACUUGUGUGAAAACAGAUGGACAGUACCCGCUACCUGCCCCCAGCCCUGGCGAUACACAGCUGCAGCUGUUCUGGGAAAUCAGAUUUUUAUUAUGGGUGGAGAUACUGAAUUCUCUGCAUGCUCAGCUUAUAAAUUUAACAGUGAAACAUACCAGUGGACUAAGGUGGGAGAUGUGACUGCGAAGAGAAUGAGCUGCCAUGCAGUAGCAUCUGGGAACAAGUUGUAUGUGGUUGGAGGAUAUUUUGGUAUCCAGAGAUGCAAAACGCUAGAUUGCUACGACCCCACACUAGAUGUGUGGAACAGCAUAACCACAGUGCCCUACUCGUUAAUCCCCACUGCAUUUGUGAGCACAUGGAAGCAUCUCCCUUCUUAACUGCAUGUGUGGCCUAUCAGUUUGUUCUAUUAUUUGAUGAAGAAAUGUUGGACCUUCAACCAACUCUGGAGGAGUGGCUUUCAUGAAGAAAAACUAAUUUUAUUUUGAAGAAAAUAUUCUGCACCUUCUGAAUUCUUAAGCUGGAAAUGAAGGAAUGGGAGGGGAAGACUGUCUCCAGUAUAUCAGCACAUGGUUUAACUAUGAAUGAAUGAACCUAUGAUCUGGUCCCUGUGUUAGUAAUUGUGGAUUAAUGUCAAGUUUAAUCAGCCCUUCAAAGUAGGGGGCGGCGGGGUGCGGGGGAAAGCUGAACUUUUCAUAGCAGCACAACCCUCAAUUUUCAUGGACUCUGCUGUUGGUGUGCAAAAUUUGAAAUGGUUGUCACCUCUCUUUGUGACAGCUUGAAGUGUCAGCAGCAGCUGCAGAGGAAGUGGGCCAUGUCUGGAGCAGCAAGAUGUCUUUGUGAAUGAAGAUGCAGCUGUAUCCCUGCUCUGGGAAUGAGCUUGUUUUCCUAGGCAGUGCCUGGAGCAUCAGUUUAGAUGGUUGUUGCUGUGGCUAGUGACCUCCUUGCUACGGAGAAACAGCACAACUUUUUUUUUUUUAAGGCUUUUGCAACAUGUGUGGGUGAAGGGACAGAACUCUUUUCUUCCCACCCCCCACACACAUUUUGAUUUCCUCUUGUAUUUAUUAAUUACUACCAGUGUCCUGCUCCUAAGUUGUUACUUGUUGUAGAUAUAGCUAUUUAUUGUUCAGUGCUUGCAUGCUGAAACAAAGCCUACAGUUGUCUUCAAGUUAGAAGGGCUUAUGUGAUUCGUAUGUUUUGCACAUUCUUUGGUCUCCGGCUUGUUCUGCUGUACAAGAAAAAGGCUGAAUAAUAUUGAAGGAGGGAUUGGUACAAGGUGGGGGUCAGAAAUUGAAGGAUUACAAAGCAGGAUCUCAAAUUACACACUCUCUCUCUCUCUCUCUCUCUCUCUCUCUCUCUCUCUCUCUCUCUCUCUCUCUCGGAAGAAGCCAUGGAGGUCACUUUCUCAGGCCAGUGACUUCGCAGCUUACAUGUGGUGUGGUUCGCUGAUAGUAUCCCUGUUAAUGCAUUAUUUGCCUAGUCAUGCCUUCUUGAAUGAACUCAUCUGGAAACAGCCACAAUUGCGUUAAAGCUUUCUUUUUGUGCAGCUUCAUCACUACUGGGAAGAGGGGAAACCCUGCAGAAUUUCUGUAUACAAAGGCCUAUUCAUAGCAUUAGCCAAUUUUUGUUGGCUUUUUGUUUUGUUUUAUUUAUUUAAUUUAUUUUUAGGAGAUGGGAUGUUUUACCAUUGCCACAUUGAUCUGACCAAGGAAAUUAGACUGGCCUGAUAUUAAUGUACACUGUACCCUACAGCAGCAUAAUCUAAAGUCCAGUGUAAUUGUUAGGAUGUCAAAGGAGAAAAGUUGCAAUGUCCUCAAACACUUGUAUUAUUUUGCAUUAAUCAGCAGUUAGACCUUGAAAAACUUAGUACCUGGAAAUGUUACAAAAGAUCCUGGUCAAAUAGAUUUUUUAAAAAAUGCCCCCACCCCAAGCUAAGGCUUUUAGUUUACUCAGCUUUCAAACCUGACCCUACCCUUCUAGUUUUUCACAUACGGCGUCUUUGCCAAAUUUCUAGUUCUAAAGACACUAUUGUGUUGUGUUUUCAUAAGAAUUGGUACAGCCCAAGCAACAUAAAGCUGCCAGUCUUCCAUUGUGGUUGGUUGUCUUAUCUUAAUGUUGUAUAAACAGAAAUUCUUUGAAAUGCAUGCAUGCAUGCCUAAAAUAAGUUUAUGAUGGUAAUGCCUGCCUACAUGAUGAUACUGAUGCUGAUGUAGUUUAAAUUCUUUGACAGUUCUUACCAUAUGAAAAACAUUUACAAUGUUCAGUUGUAGGAAUUUUCUUAUGCUACCCUAGGCUAAUAUUCCAGCCUCUCAGUAUAUUUAUUUAUUUCUUAUGUAUGAUCUUAUAUAAGAAAUGAAUGGGUGUGCCAUUUCGCAAAUAGUGAGCUGUGCUUCUCAACAGGGUUAGCCAAAAGGUUUUUGAAAAUUACUGCUGUAGUUCAGCGUUUCCUCAACUCUGUACUGUUCUGAUCUGCAUGGUUUUGACCAACUCUCACAUUUUCUUAGGUUAGAGUCGUAACAAGGGAGACUACUUGUUCAGUGGGGAGGGGCUGUAGCUCAGUCGUAGAGCACAUGCUUUGCUUGCAGAAGGUUCCAGGUUCAAGCCAAGAUACCUGUAGAUACAGCCAAGAAAGAUCCAUGUCUGAGACCCCGGAGAGCUGCCGCCGCCAGUCCACUGUACUGACUUAGAUAGACUAAUCGGGUAUUGGACCGUUUCAUAUGCUAGAGAAGCUUCCAAAUUAAGAUUCCUUCUGCACUCUUAUACAAAUGUACUAAGUGCUAGGGGUGAGGGGAAAGAGGAAGGAUUGCUAGGGUUGUGCAUGUCCAUGUCACUGAGCCAUUUGUCAGUCAAUACAUUACGACUAAUGGCCCCAUGUACUUAGUACAGCUGCACUGAAAUGCAGGAGUGAAGAUGUUGUUUGCUCUUGGUUGCCGCUCUGGAGGAGGCCCUGGGCAUUUUCCACUGUUGGCUGCAUUGUGUCUGUCCUGUAAGGACAAAGAUCAGAAUCAUUGCUGAAGUUGACUGUGAAAUUCACUCUGCGUAAGCAACAGUAUAAAAUGACAAUAGACUUAAAAAAAAUUGAGGUGGGGGGAGGGAACCCAGCCACUUUCUUCUAGUAAUAGCUUGUUUUUAAAACUGGGGAAAGCCUUUAGACUUUUAAUUUUACAACCACCACCAAUACAUUUUAGCAUAAAGUCUAAUGGUACAAAUCAUUUAUGCAAAAGUUCUCCCUUAGUUGCAUUAGGGUUGGGGUCUCUAAUUUUGCAUGCAAAUUAAGUAACUGUGUAAAGCACUGAUGAACUAUGAAUGUUUUGCAUUCACUUAGCACAGGCAUGAAUGACUCAAGGUAUUUGAGUAAAGGGUCAAAAAUCCUUUGUUUUCUUUGUUGAGAGAAGUGACAGAAUUCUGUCUGCAAGAGCUCUCUACAUAGCUGUUUAGCUUAUGACACAAAUCUGUUUUGUAAUACCAGCCAAUUUCCUAAAGCGUCUGAAGUUUCUGCAGUUGUAUUUCAAAGCAGUGGUUUGCUUUCAAGUCCUUCGAUUUAAUUCCCCAGUAUAGGCCGAAGGAAACUGAAAAUCAGGGUAGGCCUCUAGUGCUGCAGGCGAAUAUUUUGGACUCCCGUUCUUUGAAUUGACGUGGGAAUUCUGGCUUACUCCUUGGCCAUUCCAGUCCGAAAAACAGCUCACACUUCCAAGACAAUGGCAAUUCACACAAGAGUGCACACAAAACCCUUGGCAUAAGACGAAAAAGUUCUUCGUAUUUUGUGGGCUGGUUGCUGUAGAAACGUACAACAAAGGACAGCCUACCCCUUCUGGUAUAAUUGUGUAGCCCCUUUUCUCUUGGCUUGACACCUGUCUGAAUAAGAGUGAUUAGAGCUGAAUAGUGUCCCUUGUCUGACAAUUGAAGAUGCGGUUCACGUACAAAAAAAGGAAAACCGUACAAGUGAAGAAGUAAAAUAUCUAUGUUGUGUCUCUUUGUUUGCUACUACAUUUUGAGGUUUUGUAAAACUGCAUUUUUUUCACAAUGUGAAACUGAAGGUCAAUAAAUUAUUAGAGAUUUUCUCUUCAAUGAACAA